Molossus molossus (Pallas's mastiff bat) is the source of this 895-nucleotide messenger RNA. It is a transcript of the gene CBLN1, whose product is annotated as cerebellin 1 precursor. The transcript has 3 exons. Bases 314 to 895 code for a protein of 193 amino acids. Lineage: Eukaryota; Metazoa; Chordata; Mammalia; Chiroptera; Molossidae. Gene Ontology annotation, molecular function: protein binding. Gene Ontology annotation, cellular component: synaptic cleft; glutamatergic synapse. The record is from RefSeq and is a predicted model, not a curated record.
UCAGAGCGGCGGCGGCGGCGCCAGCGGCGGGUGCGGGCAAGAGGCGGCGGAAACAGCGGGGACCGAGAGGCAGCGGCUAUGCAUCCAAGUGCGGCUGGGCAGCCGCGGCUCCCCUGAGGCCCGGGCGGGGCUCCGGGAGCAUUGCGCGGGGGGCACCCUGUUCUGGAGUGGAAGGAAAGCAGGAGUGUCCAGGGCGGCAUCGGCGGAGCUGCGCACGGAGCUGAGGAGGGGGCUCCGGAGCGGGCCUGGGGCGGGGGGGCGGCUGGCGCAGGCGGCCCCUGGGGUGGGGGGCGGGGUGGGCGCCGCUGCCGCGAUGCUGGGCGUCGUGGAGCUGCUUCUGCUUGGGGCGGUGUGGCUGGCGGGCCCGGCCCGCGGGCAGAAUGAGACGGAGCCCAUCGUGCUGGAGGGCAAGUGCCUGGUGGUGUGCGACUCCAACCCCACGUCCGAUCCCACGGGCACAGCUCUGGGCAUCUCUGUGCGCUCUGGUAGCGCAAAGGUGGCUUUCUCUGCCAUCAGAAGCACUAACCACGAGCCGUCCGAGAUGAGUAAUCGCACCAUGAUAAUCUACUUCGACCAGGUACUAGUGAACAUCGGGAACAACUUUGAUUCAGAACGCAGCACUUUCAUCGCCCCGCGCAAAGGGAUCUACAGUUUUAACUUCCACGUGGUAAAAGUCUACAACAGACAGACCAUUCAGGUGAGCCUUAUGUUAAAUGGGUGGCCGGUGAUUUCAGCUUUCGCUGGUGACCAGGACGUGACCCGGGAGGCCGCCAGCAAUGGAGUCCUGAUCCAGAUGGAGAAAGGCGACCGCGCAUACCUCAAGCUGGAGCGGGGGAACUUGAUGGGGGGCUGGAAGUACUCGACCUUCUCCGGAUUCCUCGUGUUUCCCCUCUGA